Carassius auratus (goldfish) is the source of this 4135-nucleotide messenger RNA. Its product is annotated as type-2 angiotensin II receptor-like. The coding region runs from base 433 to 1527 and encodes 364 amino acids. NCBI's taxonomy places the organism in Eukaryota, Metazoa, Chordata, Actinopteri, Cypriniformes, Cyprinidae. The transcript has 2 exons. Gene Ontology annotation, molecular function: C-C chemokine binding; C-C chemokine receptor activity. Gene Ontology annotation, cellular component: external side of plasma membrane; membrane. The record is from RefSeq and is a predicted model, not a curated record. Gene Ontology annotation, biological process: G protein-coupled receptor signaling pathway; immune response; positive regulation of cytosolic calcium ion concentration.
CUCUUUCUCACUUUGGUGUUCACACAGAGUUGCUGGUCAGAAGCAUUUAAAAUGAAUGCAGGCAUUUACUAAAAGGAAAAGAACACUUUCAUCCCCCUCCCCCCACCUCUUUCUCUGUCUCUCAAUUUCCAUCUCCACCCUCCUUUUCCCAGUGGACAAAUGUGGACGUAAAAAUAUUUGAGCAAAUCUUACAUCUGGUUGGCUGUUUACUCCCUUAUAUACUCACGCAGAAAAUUGUCUCCACUUCCAAAAUGGAAAAAGUCUGCUGGGGGCUAAGGAAGCUUUCUUUGGUUCGGAUGUCAGCGUGAAAUGUGUGCCAGGGGUUUAAGGACACCUCGGAGAGACUGAAGACGUUGCUAAAUUUGCACUGGAAACUGAAAGAACUUCAGAACUCCCGUUCCUGAAACAUCCUGCAUAAUCAACAAUCACACCAUGGAAAAAGAAUCCAGCUAUAACCUGACUGCACCCAGUGUGUCUUUGUUACACCCUAAUAUGACCUCAUGUGACUACAUAUCUACCUCCACCUGGCAGUACCAGAAGAAAGUGAUUCCCGCUAUCUACAGCCUCAUUUUCCUACUGGGUUUUCUUGGGAACAUGCUGGUGGUGUGUGUGUUGUUUCACAGUUCAGGCCGAAGGACUGUAGCCAACACGUAUCUGAUGAAUCUAGCCAUGUCAGACUUACUGUUUCUGAGCUCUUUGCCGUUCUGGGCUGUGUACUAUUCACUGGAUUACAACUGGGUUUUCGGGAAGGUCAUGUGUAAGCUGUGUGGAGGUCUGGUAACGAUAAACGUCUACGCUAGUAUAUUUUUCAUCACCUGUAUGAGUGUUGAUCGAUAUUAUGCCAUCGUCUACCCACUGCACUCUCAGAGCUGUAGGAGCAUAAAUCGGGCCAGAUGUGUUAGCGGCAUCAUUUGGGUCGUGGCGGCUUUGACAACGUUGCCAACAGUUGUGUUCCGUGACAUACACAUUAUUUCCAGUAACAAUGUUACGGCUUGUGUCAUUUAUUUCCCCAGUUCCCACUGGCAAACCGGGUUAACUCUUGCUAAGAACACCCUCGGAUUCUUCCUGCCAUUUGUCAUCAUUGCAACCUGCUACAGCCGAAUCGCCGUGCACCUUCUGGCCACCCCAAACUACCUGGAGCAAGACUAUACCCGACUGCUCCAUGUGUUGCGAAUGGUGGUCGCUGUGGUGUUGGUGUUUUUCUUUUGCUGGUUUCCAUUCCAUGUCCUGGCGUUCCUCGGAGCUCUGGGAGAGCUGGGUGUGGAGUUGGAUUGUUGGGUGCUCCAAGCGAUCCAUAAACUCCUGCCAUUCUUCAUCUGCCUCGGCUUUUCCAACUCUGCCAUAAACCCUUUCCUGUACUGUUUUGUGGGAAAUCACUUCCAAGAGAAACUGUGGCAGUUUUACGGGGAUGUGUUGUCGCAGAAAAGAGAUUCUAUCAGCACAAGACUGUCUUCCUUCUCCAGGAAACUGAGUGACCUUAAAGAAACUGUGCCUAUGGAGUUUCUUGAGCAGCAGAACAACCUGUAGUGGAAUCUAGUGAAGCUAAAAACUUUUCUUUUUACUAUUAUUAUAACUGCAGAGGACACCAUGUCAAUGUCAGUCAAGUGCAUUUCCAUAGAGAGAUGAUCAGGUCAGAUGUUGUUGUUGGUUGCUAUUAUUGUGCUUGUUUCACUGUGUCUUAUUUCAAAUUAUGCAGUGGCUGUGAUUUAGCACCGACAUUUAGUUAAAAAACAACAUGUAGAAAUAUAGCCCACAUACUAUAAAGACUUUAUCCAGGAUGAGGAAUUUUCAGAUUUUUCUGCACAAAUCACAUAUAACGAGAAAAGAAAAGAAAGAAAGGUAAAGUACAGCUGUAUAGUCUUAAUGUUUGAAUUUCUGGUAAUAUCAGAGCUGUAAAUAACACUCAAAUAUUAGACAAUGUUAAACAUGUCUUGCACAUAGCUGAUAUCUGCCAGACUAAAACUCUUUAAGCUGUCAUUUAAAGAGUCACAGUAAUAUAACUUUGAGUAUUAGUUGUUAAAAUCAUAAAUCACGGUAAAUUUAAUUAUAAUUCUGUUAUAAUGGAACAUCAUCAAUAAAUGGUGUUUGCAAGUGAACAAUUUUACUGUUUCUUUCUGUGAUUGUCUGUCUGUCUGUCUGUCUUUCUGUCUGUGUCUGUCUGUAAUCAUGAUGAGACUAUCAGCUUAAACUUGGCAUUAUCAUGAUUAUUAUUAUUAACAUUAUCAUGACAGCCGUUAUUUGAAUUUUCAUUUAGCUUUGUUCAAGACCUGCUGUCUCAAAAGCCUUCAUUACAGAUCUUAAGAGUAGAUCCUUGAGAACAGAUGUAGAUCAAUGCCUUUCAAGUCAUACUUUUUCAACAAGUUUUUCUUCAGUUUUUCCAGGGAUCUAGAAGAACCUGCUUUGCAUCUAGUAGGAUUCCUUCUUUCUCUGAGAGUUUAAGUAAUAUAGUGUAGUACAAAUUUUCUCAUGUUUUACUUGAUUAGUUGAGUUUCCAAAGAUCUGCCGUGACCUGUAGACAGAGUUGCUGCACACAUUCUCUGUAAUGUCUUUUUCUCACGUUCCUUUUUGCAUUUCAGAAAUCCUGUAAUUGUCUUUAUUUAAAUCAAGCUUUUCAUUUGCUCCAGUGAUUCAAGUUCUUCCCUAAACCCCCAGACCGAGAAAUUCUCAGACAUCAGUGUUUUCAUCUGUUAAUCAUUAUUUGAAAUUAAUUUUCUCUAUAAAGACAAGAUAAAUAUUUUUGAACUUUUCAGUUGAUGAAGCAUAAAGGGGAGGACAUUUUUAGACUGAUGAAAAAUGUUGAUAGGUGAAAGAGAAGCUGGUUUGUUUGUUGAAUAAUAGUUAAGAAUCUGGUCCGUUGAUGCAAAGGUUUCAGGUUCAGACCAUAAAAACAUUUACUGAGAUAACCAUGAUCUGAAGCGCCAUGAUCUAAAUGAGUGUGUGAGAUAAGAGAGACAAAAAAGUGGAUCUCCAGGACCGGAGUUGAGAACCACUGCACUAGAGUAUAAAAAACACACUUAUUUUGUCCUUAAAUAUUCCAAACAUUAACAAAAUAUAUUGAUAAUGAAAGUAAAAUGUAAUAAUGUAUGAAUACUUUUAUUCCGUUCCAGCCAGCACACAAUGCACACUGUAUGUUUGUGCAAAUAGAUGCAUUUUGUUCAGUUUGUAAAAUUUAAAAGAGAUCAGAGGGAGCUACACCCCAUUUGUCUCACUUAGUCAUUGUUUCAACAGCAGAACAGAACACAGUGUUCCUGAACACUCAUAUUGAGAGCAAUGACCACACACACACACACACACACAACUAUGAACAUAGACAUUAUUAUUUUAUAUCAAGGAAACAAAUUCAAAGUUGUGUGAAGGUGACUUAUGUUUAGUUGUUUUGUGUGUGUCUUUUGUUGUUGAUGUUGGGGGGGAGGAUGUGGUAGGUAUGCUUGAGAGGUGUGUGUCCUGCUGUGUGUUUAUAUGUAGUGGUUGCAGUCUGGCAAGUUUUAAAUCACUUUCACAGACUAAACUGCACAGAUUUCCACACACAGGUAAGAACCUCUAUUGCUUUAAAGUGCAUACACGCUAUAGCAGAGAAAUGCACUGGCCAUUUUGUAAAUGUCCUCCUCAUUGACAUUGUGAAACUAUAUGAGCUAAGUCUAAAACCAGCCUGAAAUGCUCCUUGUGAAAAUAAUUGCAUACAUGAGAGAUCCUUGCUGAUAAAACUUUUAAGGUUUGGGUAUUUAACUCAUCUAUGUGUUGAAGUUUUUUUCUGAGUGGGUUUGGAAUAUGUGUUCUUUCUCUAACUGUGAUCAAUUACAUUUUAACAAAACAAGUAACGAAAAUCAUUUCACUGUUCUGGGAAGUGAGGAGGACAUCCUGCCAUUAUGUUAUAGACUUAGUUGAUAUGUGUGUGACGUUAUGCUUUUUGAUCCUGGAAUGUUUUAGGAGGAGGACAUGACUUUUAUGAAUGUACUAGCUAAUUUUGUGAAAGAUGAUACUGCAUGUGUAUAUCAACUUCAGAUAAAAGAUCACUCUAAAUUGUUAAGUAGACAUGCAUUUUAUGUAAAGCUGCUUUGAAGCCAUGUGUAUUGUGAAAAGUGCUAUACAAAUAAAUUUUAAUUUGAAUAUGACUUAAUAUAGUCAAACACUGACA